ACCAUCCAGGCAGGCGGAAGUGCGUCAUAGGCAAGAUGGAGCGCUUGGAUCGGGCUGUGCUGAACACGGCUCCGGUGGCCGACUUCAAGGGAAAUGAUGGCUCCUUGUUAGCAGUACUGAAGACCCUUCUGUUUUUCACAUUCUUAAUGAUCACUUUACCAAUUGGGUUAUAUUUUGGGACAAAGUCGUAUGUGUUUGAAGGUACACUUGGAAUGUCAAACAGAGACAGCUACUUCUAUGCUGCCAUUGUUGCUGUGGUGGCUGUUCAUGUUGUGCUAGCCUUGUUUGUAUAUGUGGCUUGGAAUGAAGGCUCAAGGCAAUGGCGUGAUGGCAAACAGGAUUAAGGGCAACAUUGUUUGCAAGGGAUCAAUUUGUUGUCAUUCAAGAUUCAAUCCUGGGGGUUAUGGCUAAAAGGCAGAAGAAUGAAAUGCAGACUGUGAAACCCAUGUGAGAUUCUUUUAGAAUUGCAGUAUUGUUGCAAAGUGUGAGGGGGAAAAAAAUGUUGUGGUAUAGUCGAAGCUAAAACCAACUUUCAAAGACGAUAUCUUAUACCUCCAUCUUGAAAUUAAUUCAACCGUUGAGAAUACAAGACUAUACACAUGCACUUUAAAAGUACACUGUUUGCAUUAGCAAUUUAACAUUUGCGGCUUGAAAUGUUUCUUGUCAAUCUUUGGUUUGCAAAUGUUAAUCACAUUUGUAUAAAAAUUAAAUGCUACUCUCACAGAGGCGCUGACAUGCCUAAGAAUAUGGAAUGCUCAAAUUCUAAUGUUUGAAGAGCCUAAGUUCAAAAACAUCAAUCUUCAUCCUGAAGUCUAUAUGAAAUGGUGUUUGUUUGCAAUAUAUGUAUCCUGUGUAGGUGUCCACUUCUGUGCAGAUUGAUGAUUGCAGUGUAACGUAUGUUAUUAAUUAUGGGCUCCAGUGAAUUAAUCAAUAUCGUUAUGGGUGAUCAGGCAAGCUACAUCUUUCUUUUGAAUGUUAUUAAUAAUUAUAUGUGUAAUGGCUGAUGUAAAAGAGAGCUCCAAAUUCAGAAUUUUAUUUGUGUAUCAAAUUGUUAUGUAAAAUUCCUAUUCAUACUUUGCAUCUUUGUUCUGUUCUCAGUACCUGGAAGAAUGUUAAAUGCUUCAUAAGAAUCUGGCUUUUGAGAUGAGCUCCUUUCAAAGGGAAUCUAAUGUAUCAUGCUUAUCUUUUCUGGUUCCUCAAGAGACUGUGUGAUGUUACAGAAAGUUUCAACGAGACUGCAUUGCAUAAGAAAAGUGAGGGAUUUGCAACUUAGCUAAGGAAUUCUAUCUCCACGCCACAAUCUAAAUUUCUUGGAAGUUGUCUAAGGCAAGAAAUUGCUAUUAUGUAGGUAGUAAUGCCAAAAUUACCAACGUAAAACCUAGACUGCACCUCUUGAAAAUUUUAAAUGACUAACCAAAAUGUAGAUGCACUGCAUGACGAGUAUUGUUUUCAUUUGCAUUCUCGGUGCAAUUGAUCAGGCUUUACUAGACUGAGGUAAUCCAUAUUAUCAUUUUUAUCAUCAUGUUCAAAGUCAUUCCAUUUCUAUACCCCUCCUUGGUAUUUGUGUAGGAGAAAUGGAGAUAUCAACUGAAAAUUGUAGAACUUCCUUAAGAUUGAACAACUUUUCAUUGAAGCCUCAGAAUGCAUUGUUCAGUUUGAGUUAUGCUACAGAUGAUCCAAUUGCACUGAAGUCAUUUGGAACGCGCAUUGUCUUUAUUUCUGUAAACCUAAUAUAUAUUUUCUGGUGUAUGGUAGAUUUCUGUGCUUGCUUUCAUAAUCAUAGAUUUAGUUUAAAACUGAGCUGACUUGUUUAAAUGUGAUUUCCAGGUAGCUUCCUGCAAUUGCUUUCCGAGGUGUAAAGAUAUUAUUGUCGUGCAUUGUCGUGUCUAACUGACUUUUUCUUUUGGACUGUAUGGCGUCCAUUCCCACAGGCAACCUUUUAAAAUAAAUGACUGGGUAAAUGGUUUUUCA
Molecule: messenger RNA, 1971 nt
Organism: Stegostoma tigrinum
Lineage: Eukaryota; Metazoa; Chordata; Chondrichthyes; Orectolobiformes; Stegostomatidae
Gene: vma21
Product: vacuolar ATPase assembly factor VMA21
Exons: 3
Coding region: 36-344 (102 amino acids)
Biological process (GO): vacuolar proton-transporting V-type ATPase complex assembly
Cellular component (GO): endoplasmic reticulum membrane
Source: RefSeq, a predicted model, not a curated record